This is a messenger RNA of Linum trigynum, 3515 nucleotides long. The record is from the annotation of a GenBank genome assembly. Lineage: Eukaryota; Viridiplantae; Streptophyta; Magnoliopsida; Malpighiales; Linaceae.
AAUGGGUAAUCAAAAAGGUGGUUCGACUUCGAGAGAUCCUAAAGUCGCAGCUCAUCUUGUUUCUCGGCUGUUGGAGCAGAAACCCUAACCCUAAUCUCCCAAUCGUCCGCCAUGUCUCACUUCGGAAGGUCGGGGCCGCCUGACAUUACCGACACCUACUCGCUUCUCGUCCUUAAUAUCACUUUCCGUACAACUGCUGAUGAUCUGUUCCCUUUCUUCGACAAGUAUGGCAAGGUCGUUGAUAUAUUUAUUCCCAGAGAUCGAAGGACUGGUGACUCUCGUGGGUUUGCAUUUGUACGGUACAAAUAUGCUGAUGAGGCUCAGAAGGCAGUAGAAAGGCUGGAUGGAAGAGUUGUUGAUGGCCGUGAGAUAACUGUCCAGUUUGCCAAAUAUGGGCCAAAUGCUGAGAAGAUUCAGAAAGGAAGGAUAAUAGAACCAGCUUCAAGAUCAAGAUACAGUUCAAGGAGCCGCAGUCCUCGUCGAAAGCACCGAGAUGACUCGUACAGGGAAAAGGACUACCGGAAAAGAAGUAGGAGCAGGAGUCUGGACAGAUAUGAACGUGAGAGAUAUCACAGCAGCAAGGACAGAGGCUACCAUAAACGAAGCAGCAGGAGUCGCAGUGUCAGUCCUGAUUAUGCUAGAGGAAGGGGAAGAAGCCGCUAUGAUGAUGAUCGUCGAAGUGCCAGCCGGUCAAUCAGUCGAUCACCGCGCCGGCUUAGCCCCAGUCCUCGCAGGAGUGUUUCCCCACUCAAGGCCUCUCCAAAGGAUGAAAGCCCAGACAGACGCAUCCAAGCUGCCCGUUCUCCAAGUGCAUCACCGCAAGAUCGCCCCGUUGUAUCUCGUAGUCCCUCUCUACGAAAUUCGGAUCCUGAGGAAUGAUCAUGUUGUGUGGAAUGUUUGGGAGAAUGGGUUACUGCUGUUUCUUCCUGGAAGUUCAGAAUUUUGAAUGGUCUUACUUGCUCUGGUCUUAUACUAAGAUCUAGAUUGGUAGGACUUGUGUUCUUGUAGUUUCUGAUUAAAGUAUCCUGCUGGUGCUCAUGUCUAUUUGGCAUGCUUGGAUUUAUUAGGUUUGCAGACUUUUGAUUGUAGACGGAUUCUGUGCUGUUGGUUGUUUUUGGUUAUGUUGUGCUUGUCUGGGAUUUAUUUAUUUUCGAUUGCAUUGCUAUUUACAUGGAUGUGAUGCCUUUUGUGUCAUAUCGCUGAUUAACCCCAAGUCCUAAUUGGGUUUUAUAGCUGUUGGCUGGAAAAGAUUGACGUGCGGCAGAUGGCAAGACGUUGAUUUUGUCACUUUGUUGCUGUUGAUGAUGCUGUAUGUUAAAAUGUGGAUGAUCGUGAUUAUGAUCUGACAACUGAGGCCGAUGGGUAUGGUGUUGCUCUUGUGACUAAUUAUUGCUGACGAUGAACAUAUGUUAACUGUUGGUGGAUGAUCUUAAUUGUCGUACGUGGUAAGAUGAAAGGGAACUCUUUGGCAAUUUUUCCUACAAAAAGUUUCCUUCAAUUGUGUUGCUCUGACCUGAUUUGUGUUAUCAUUUCUCUUUUCUUUUUCCUUUUUUUUGGGGGGGAGGCAUUUGGUGGUUCUUGAAUCAUGGUGUUGCUGUGUUGGCGUAAACGCAAAGUGAAAGCGUUUUAGCGGUAGAUGAUGCUGCAGAUCAAGUGGAGUUGUUAACAGUCACUCUGUUGCUGAUACUGUCUCUGUAUGACACGAGUCCUUGCUCUGUUUUUCGGAUGCUGUAAAACAGCAUGGCGGUAAAAUGUUUUGGCUUCUUAUUUGUUUAGGUCACUCAUUUUGAUGCCCCAUUCCAUAACGGAUCAAGUUUUAUUUAAUGUUGCUGUAGUUGGUAGCGCUGGUUGUAGCUGUGAAGAUGCCUCUUUUUCUUUGUUCCCGUGGUUCGUGAAUAGCAUGUAGCGGGUUGCUGUGCUGCCGCUGCCCCAUGUUGAUAUGCCCAGUUGUCCGUGGUUGUCCUGGUUUUGAUACUGAUUGAUGAUAGUUGCCAUGCUGCUCGGAGAGGCCCUAGCUUUAUUUGCAAGGUGAAGUAUAUUGAAUGUGCUUGGUCGUUGGGUUAUAUUUUUACUGUUUUAUUUAACUGGCCGAAUCUUCCCUUUGGGCGUAGUUUGUCUGAUGGCUUUCUCUUUUUUGCCGCCCAUAAGGCUUGUUUAUUUUCGUAUCUUUCCCUUGAUUCUAUAAAUGACUUGCUGAAUAAUGUUAUUUUGGGUGUUUGUUAUUUGCCAGUGAAGUGUUUUGUUUGAAUAGUAUUUUCGUUGGAGAAUUUGCGCAUGCAACUAGAGGGUUGAAUUGGAUGGAACUGUAAAGCUCCAUUGUUGAUUGUGAAUUGUAUGGAACCAAGGGAGAUUACAGUAUAGGUUUAGGUCGGCUGGUGGUGCGUUCUACUUUCCCGAUAAUAGUUGCUGUAUAUUUGGUAUCUAUAAGCUGGCAGGUGCUAUCAUUGAAUUCCAUUUAUUGUUGGUUAAGCAAUAGAUUGUUGUCGUUUUGUUUUCUUAAAAAAAAAAAAAGAUUGUUGUCGUUUUGUUUUCUUCUGUUGGAUGCAUUGCAAUUUCCGAGCUGCCUUUUCACCUGUAGUGCUAGGAGUCCCUGCAAAUUAGAUGACAAGGAUUUAGAGGUGGGUGAUGUGUUAAUUUUCUGUGCAUCUUCAAUGAAAGGAAUUAAUAUUUGGUGGAAUAGUUAUGUUAAAGAGUAUCAUAUCAGCAACCCCGCUAAAGCCCUCUUUUCCGCAGUCGUCGACCUCAUUGGUGUUGGGAUGUAACUGCUCAAUUAUUAUACAAUAUAAGGCCAUUGACGCCAAGAAGAACAGAAGUUACUGUCAAUUUUUUUAGAGCUGAUUCAAUUAGAGGUGAUAUUACCAUUGUAUGUGUUGCAAAUGAAAUUAUCAACUUUCGAAGAUUGACUAAGAGUUUAUAGAGUGGAGUAUUCCAAGUAAUCCUCUAGAUUUAGGCACAGGAGUUGGUAAUAUCUCUUUUAAUUGUCUAGCAAGUUAGGUGAUGAGGGCAUGGGCAUCAACACCAAGGCAAUCACAAGUCCAACUUUGUGCGAGAAGAACGUGAGAAAGAGGUGCAAGUUCGAGGUCUAGUCACUAGAAGUCAGGUCAAGGCAUUUAAGGGUCCACUUCAAACUUAUUUGGCCUAAAACUUCACAAAUAUGGAGGUCGAGUUGUUUGUGGGAUAACAAGUGAUGACCAUUCAAGUUGGGGAUGUGUUAGGCCAAAUCCACGACCAUGGAGGGGAAAUCCAUGAUUGUGGAAAAUGUUCGGGGCUGGAAGACCAGAACCCCCGGUCUAGAGGAUGAAAUCCACGAUCGUGGAAAUUGAGUGUCAGGGCGAGGAUUUGUAGCUGUUGCUGCGGGUUGUUUUUGUUUCGUUUGCAGAUUAAGUGACUUAUGAUCUAAGACUCGGGCUUUGUUAUUUUUGGCCCAAAAUGUUUGUAGUCUGUAUAAGGGGGUGAACUAAGUCUUUUGGAGGGUAAUCGAUACUUUUAUUCAGAAAUCAAAAUCCUAUAAUUGA